This is a messenger RNA of Emys orbicularis (European pond turtle), 1248 nucleotides long. RefSeq names its product retinol dehydrogenase 16-like. Lineage: Eukaryota; Metazoa; Chordata; Testudines; Emydidae. The record is from RefSeq and is a predicted model, not a curated record. Gene Ontology annotation, cellular component: intracellular membrane-bounded organelle. Gene Ontology annotation, biological process: retinol metabolic process; steroid metabolic process. Gene Ontology annotation, molecular function: all-trans-retinol dehydrogenase (NAD+) activity.
AUGCUGCGCUUAGGGGGACUUCACUGCCCCAUGGAGCCCAGCCCUAGAGCCCAGUUCUCCCCUCUCCAAGUCCUGGGUCUCCAGCCUCUGUGGUUGGCUCUUCUGCUAGGACGGCCAGUCACUCCCCACCAAUCGCAGGCUGCUAGCCUUUUGCUAAUGCUUCCUCUUUCCCUUCCAGGAGCCUUUGAUCUGGUUCAGCAAGACAGGAGAGGGCGGAAGGAGCCGGAGGCUGCAAUCUGGGGGGGACCCAGUUCCUGCAGUGCCAGGAGACCUACCCAGAGUCCGCCUGUGAGGAUGUGGCUGUACCUGGCCGCCCUGCUGGGGCUGUACUUCCUCCACCGAUGGUACCGGGAGCGGCAGACUGUGGAGAACCUCCGAGAGAAAUACGUCCUGAUCACCGGCUGCGACUCCGGCUUCGGGAACCUGCUGGCCAAGCAGCUGGACGUGCAGGGCCUGCGGGUGCUGGCGGCUUGUCUCACCCAGCAGGGCGCGGAGCAGCUGAGGAAGGCGACGUCGCAGCGGCUGCAAACGGUGAUCCUGGACGUCACCCGGACCGACAGCAUCGCCGCGGCCGCCGCCUGGGUGAAGGAACAAGUGGGGGACAAAGGGCUCUGGGGCCUGGUGAACAAUGCGGGGAUCGCCAUCCCCGCGGCCCCCAACGAGUGGCUGACCAAGGACGACUUCGUCAAGGUGCUGAACGUGAACCUGAUCGGCCUCAUCGAGGUGACCCUCAGCGUCCUGCCCCUGGUGAAGCGAGCCAGGGGCCGGGUCGUCAACGUGGCCAGUAUAAUGGGCCGAUUGUCCUUCUUCGGAGGGGGCUACUGCCCUUCUAAGUACGGCGUGGAGGCGUUCUCCGACAGCCUCCGGCGUGAGAUGCUGCCUUUCGGGGUGAAGGUGUGUGUGAUCGAGCCGGGCUACUUCAGCACCACAAUUACCAACCCUCAGGUCAUUAUCGAGAACUUCACUCGCCUCUGGGAGCGGCUCCCCGAGGAAACCAAAGCGAGUUACGGGGAGAGUUACUUAAACACCUUUAUCCGUGCCACCCACAACUUGCAGAAAUCCUGCAACUCCGACCUGUCCAUCGUCACCCGUUGUAUGGGGCACGCGCUGAUGGCUCGCCACCCCUGCACCCGCUACUCCGCCGGCUGGGACGCCAAGCUGGUCUUCCUCCCGCUGAGUUACCUGCCCACCUGGUUCGCCGACAUCGUGCUGACGUGGUCCUACCCAGUACCGGCCCAAAAAGCAUAG